Messenger RNA from Daldinia caldariorum, 2404 nucleotides. Its product is annotated as ring finger protein. Gene Ontology annotation, biological process: ubiquitin-dependent protein catabolic process; positive regulation of proteasomal ubiquitin-dependent protein catabolic process; protein polyubiquitination. The record is from RefSeq and is a predicted model, not a curated record. Bases 453 to 2051 code for a protein of 532 amino acids. Lineage: Eukaryota; Fungi; Ascomycota; Sordariomycetes; Xylariales; Hypoxylaceae. The transcript is spliced from 5 exons. Gene Ontology annotation, cellular component: ubiquitin ligase complex; cytoplasm. Gene Ontology annotation, molecular function: zinc ion binding; ubiquitin conjugating enzyme binding; ubiquitin protein ligase activity.
UUUUAACGACCGAGGCAUCUGUACAUAUUCCCAACGCCGGGUCUCAUAUUCACUCUCUUCUUCAUUACAUUCCAAUCAUUCAAUCUGAACCCCUCUUAUCCAGCUGACGAGGUUACCUCCUCAAUACUACCUAUACUACCUACUUAGCAACCCUUCGUACUUCGACCUUCCUAAGUUUCCGAAUUCUCGAAGGUAGCCCGAUACCAUAUCAACAUUUAUUUACCGUUGCACGUCGUGCCUUUGGGCAAAUCCCGAUACGCAUUCUCCGAGGCUCGUCGGCGGCGAGCAUCCCCAAGCCAAUAUUAUCAACCGACAAGAUUCCUCCCAUAACGAGAAAGCGGAAAGCCGCUGAGGCGAAGAUUUCUGCCGACACUCCCGAGGCCCUUCCCAUCAAACGAGUCCUCGCCUCAGCAGCCGCUACAAACGCAGCGCCUCCAACCCCGAUUACCGGCAUGGAUUCAGACGAGGACUUCGUCUCGACUAUUUCGAGCGGAGACGAUAUUAUGCAAGAUGACACCGACAAUGAUGACUUAUCGGGUGCUGAGGACUUCGACGUGUUUGACGAUGAACCUGAUGACGUACCUGGUAUCCUUUCACAAAAGUCGGAUAAGAAGAAGGGCGUGUCGUUUGAUAUCAGUUACAAAGUAUACGCGCCGAGCGACAUCGAGCACCAGCAAGAAGAAAUGAUCAACGAAGUUAACAUGAUCUUGGAAAUGAGCAAAGAAGAUGCCGCUAUCCUAUUGCGCCACUUCCGAUGGAACAAGGAGCGCUUAAUCGAGGAUUAUAUGGAUAACCCAACCAAGGUCCUCGAGGCAGCUGGUCUAGGUCCUAGCUCUUCCACUCCGCCUAUAUUAGAAGUAAUACCAGGGUUUGCUUGCGACAUAUGCUGCGAGGAUGAGGAGGGACUUCUCAGUUUCGCUAUGAAAUGCGGCCACCGCUACUGCGUCGAUUGCUACCGACAAUACCUCACACAGAAGAUCCGCGAAGAGGGCGAGGCAGCCCGUAUCCAAUGUCCCGCCGAGGGUUGCCACCGCAUUAUCGAUGCCCGGUCCUUGGACUUGCUAGUGACGGCUGACCUAGCGGGUCGAUACCAAGAACUACUCAACCGCACGUACGUUGAGGAUAUAGAUUCCCUCAAAUGGUGUCCUGCUCCCGACUGCGAGAACGCUGUCGAGUGCCCUAUCAAGAAGAAAGAUCUGGAUAAGGUGGUCCCGACCGUUGCUUGCGCGUGCGGCAAUCGAUUCUGCUUCGGCUGCAUACUUAGUGAUCAUCAGCCAGCGCCGUGCGAGCUUGUUAAAAAGUGGUUAAAGAAAUGCGCAGAUGAUAGCGAAACCGCUAACUGGAUCUCAGCCAACACUAAGGAAUGCCCUAAAUGUAACUCGACGAUUGAGAAAAAUGGCGGCUGUAACCAUAUGACUUGCCGAAAAUGUAAGCACGAAUUCUGCUGGAUGUGUAUGGGCCUAUGGUCGGAGCACGGGACGAGCUGGUAUAACUGCAACCGAUUCGAGGAGAAGAGUGGUACAGAAGCGCGCGACGCUCAGGCAAAAUCACGCGUGUCUCUAGAGCGAUACUUGCACUACUAUAACCGAUAUGCCAACCACGAGCAAUCAGCACGUCUGGACAAGGACAUCUAUCAGAAAACAGAAAAGAAGAUGGUGCAGUUGCAGACGGCAUCGGGCAUGUCCUGGAUCGAAGUGCAAUACCUUAACUCGGCGUCGCAGGCAUUACAGACGUGUCGGCAGACGCUCAAGUGGACGUACGCCUUCGCUUUUUACCUGGCCCGAAAUAACCUAACAGAAAUCUUCGAGGACAACCAGAAAGACCUGGAGCUUGCGGUUGAGGCGUUAUCGGAGAUGUUCGAAAAGCCCAUUGCGGAGCUGUCGGCACCCAAGCUCAAGGUUGAUAUCAUGGAUAAGACAGCAUACUGCAACCGACGACGGGUUAUCCUGUUGGAGGACACAGCAGAUAACUUGGCUAAUGGACGAUGGACUUUUAACGUAGACCUCAAGAGCAACACUCCGGGAGCAAGCGGGGCCAGCUCUCGGGGGUAAACUACCUAACCUAUAUUAUGUGUAACGGCAUCGAUAGAUAGAGGAGAUGAUCACGGCCGGAGUUUGGAAGGCAUCAUCAUUACUAUAUUGGCCAAUUCCAAUUCCAAUUCACGAUGAACGUAUAUCAGAUACAAAGUUUGUGGCUACCAUUCUAAUUAACUAACAAAAGAACAAGCUAGUAUGAACUCUCAGAAGACUUAGACAUAUUAGGUACGCAUUGCUACGAGAUUCUCUAUCUUAGGUACAUUUUAGCGGGAGUCUUGGGAGGAACAAUAGAACGUUUUAUCAAAAUUAUAGAAAAUAGCAGACGCUGUGGGUUUCGCCGUAGAUGUUUUAGUUAAUGUGUUAUAUCU